AGGUGGGCACUGCCGCCUCGCGCGGGGAUUGGGCGUCCACGGCCUGACUCGCCCAGGAUCUCGGGCGGAGCGGGUCAAGGACGCGAAAGCCUCAGAGAAACCAGCUGCACGUCACUCUCCGGAGCCUGUCGGGGAGCCGGACGGGGCCAGGCGGCCCCGAGAUGAGGUGCAGCUGGGGACCCCAGUUCCUCGCGCUCCUACCCCUGCUAGCGCAGCUGAUUCUGCCAGGCGAUUGCAACGAGGGCAGCAGCGCUGGAAGUUGUCGCUGUGAUAAAAUAUUUUUUUCUGACUCCCCUCCAACGGUUCAAGCCAUAGGACGUUUCCAAAAACUACUGAAAGCCUUUGACCGCUGUACUCCCUUGGUCAGGUUCCGCCUACUUUACCGGACGGUAUGUGGGGGCAGCAAAGACCCAUGGGUGAUUGACUUGAUCAGCUGCUUUGAACGAAGAGAAUGUGGAUUUGAUAACUCUGGGAGAGUGGCCCACCAGGGGCAUUUACCUCCCCCCAGCACCCAGGUUCCUGAGUCCACAGAAAGGGCACCUGCAGUCACAGGCAUCCCUUCUCAGACGUACCUGCCACCCAUCCUGCAGUCUACUCAGCAGCCUACCCUUCCAGUAGGAACAUUGAACUUGGACAAAAAGCUCACCCACGCACAUGAAACCACUACUUCCUCUGUGGGCCACAGUCUGGAGGCUGAGCCUGAGGCUGGGGAGAACCAGAAGCAGUUGGAAGAAAAUGUGGGUCCUACAUCUGUCGUGGUGCCAGUGCUGUCCCUCUUGGUCAUUGUCUUCAUCCUGACUGGAGUCCUCCUCUAUGUGCUGUGUAAGAGGAGACGUAAGCAGUCACUGCAGUACUCUCAAGGUAAACUGGACCUCUGAACCCCUCCAUUAGGGACCAGUCUCCUUGGUAGGGAUCCUGACCCCAGUAGCCUGGAUAGCUGGACCCACCCAGGCAGACAAAUAUGAAGACUAUCUGCACCAUGGACCAUAAGUCACGAGAGAAGAGUUAGUCAUACUACAGAAUGGGGAGGGAGGGAAGCCACCAAGGACCCAGGGACCAAUGCUUGGCCUGCAAAGCCAGGCAGUGCUUGGAGAAACAUCAAGAAGAUGGCAGCUAGAGCAGGCUAGUGGGAGAUGAAGGGGUGGAAGGUGGGAGCCAUCCAUUUAAUUCACAAAUCUUUAUUUAAAGUUCCUACUAUGUACCAGGUGGUAUGGUUGAACAUUUUGGAGUCUGACUCGCUAUCACUCCCCCACCCCAACUUCCCUUGAUUUCAGAGCUCAUCUCUUGAUUUAUCUUUUCCAGAUUCGGUGCUUUAAUAUAUACCUGUGGCACCAGACUCCCAACACUUGGGCUAAGAAUGGAAGCCUGUGAGAGUCGAAACUGUGAUUUAUUCCACACCAGAUACAUCUAACGCACUAGAACAGCCUCUCUGACAUAUGGAGGCACUUCGCAAGUAUUUGUUGUUUAACCAGCCACUGCCCCCCCCUUAGACCUUUCUUUUGCUUUCACCCCCCCCCGGUCUUUACACUGGGUAAAAUUCCAGACAAAUCCUAAAUGUAUGUUUUUUUACUAAAAAUUAUUUUUGUAAUUAUUGACUCUUCUUUCUGUAUACAUUGGUCUCAUGCCCUUGCCCCUUUACCAGGACUCCUGGCUUCAGCUUCUCUGCUGAUGGUGCCCCCCUCCCCAAAG
This is a messenger RNA of Miniopterus natalensis, 1689 nucleotides long. It is a transcript of the gene CXCL16, whose product is annotated as C-X-C motif chemokine ligand 16. NCBI's taxonomy places the organism in Eukaryota, Metazoa, Chordata, Mammalia, Chiroptera, Miniopteridae. Gene Ontology annotation, biological process: positive regulation of cell growth; response to tumor necrosis factor; response to type II interferon. The record is from RefSeq and is a predicted model, not a curated record. Gene Ontology annotation, molecular function: low-density lipoprotein particle receptor activity; scavenger receptor activity; chemokine activity.